Messenger RNA from Suhomyces tanzawaensis NRRL Y-17324, 1900 nucleotides. RefSeq lists its product as uncharacterized. The record is from RefSeq and is a predicted model, not a curated record. Lineage: Eukaryota; Fungi; Ascomycota; Pichiomycetes; Serinales; Debaryomycetaceae. The annotation marks the transcript as partial. The transcript has a single exon.
GCUUGAACUAUCAUCAUUUAUAUAUAAACUCUUUUCCUUGCUUCAAUUUUAACUAAUAACAAAUUCAAUCACCUCGAGUUUAACUUUAACCUAACUACCCUCCAACCAUUGACCAUCACUACUGGUGGCUAAAUUGAUGGUGCCUUGUGCUUCUUAAUAAUCCACUUUGAAAUUCCAUCGAAAGCUCUAUCUUCGUCUUCCAUAUGUUCUCAUCAACUCCAUCAAACUUUCCUCCCUAUAGUCGCUUUGAUAUGUUUGAUCCUACUUCUGACACCAACCAGAUCAACGAUUUUUCUGAUUCCAACAUUCACAAUCCCGCUGCUCAAGAUCAGUCGCAAGUGGCACCGGCCACCGGUGGCUACUUCCUCGAGGAGCCCAACUUCGAUGAGGCCUUCUUGAACCAGAAUUCUAGCUACAUGGCCAACACACCUACCAUGAAUCCUGCCAACUACAGCACCGCCAACUAUGUGAAUGCCGGCCAAUCAUAUUACGGAGGUCAACAGCUCAACCAGAACUUGGCAGAGCCUCAAUUCGAUGCUUAUAGCACCAAUUCGAGCACUAGUGCCAACACCAACACAAUCAACAGUGUGUCCACUAACACCACUGGCCAAUACUCCAACCAGUAUCAAGAUGCCUCUAUGUUGUUUUUCGACAACCAAGCAUUUGGAUACAAUAAUAAUAACGUUCAAACCAACAACAAUAAUUCCGGUAAUUAUUAUUCAUCUCCACAAGUGUCUCAAUAUAGUUCUGCCGUACCUCCAGUUAACUUCGACUUGAGCCAGCCCCAGCAGAUCAACUACAACUACACCUCCAACUCUUAUGAACACAAUGGCUCCUUGGAAAACCCUACUGCCAAGUCUACCCCAUCUAUUCAGUCUCCCCACAAAUACAUCAAAGAAGAAUAUGAACCACACAGGUAUAUCAAAGAAGAAUAUGAACCACUGCCAUUCUCAGCAUUAGAAAUUGCUGCUGCAUCCCAUGCCGAGAAACCCAAAAGAAGAUACAGAGUCAUUCGUGGGAUUUCGGCUGGUGGAUGCACCACCAAGCCUCCUAAGGAAUCAGUGGACAGCGACUCUAAGUUUUACCCUGUUGAAUUGCAAAUCAAUGGAGCAUCGGUGGAGGACGUCUGCUACUCGCAAUGGAACAUACCAGAGAAGCAGGACCGCAGAAGGAUUGUUCGUAUAGAGAGGAUCCAACAGGGUAACAAGUUGAUUGCCAACUUCAGCAUUGUUGGCAGUGCCGACGAAAACCCUGUCACAAUGCCUCCUCCAAGAAAUGUCGAUGUUGUGGAGGUGAGUUGUUUGGAGUGUGACAUUCGCAUUAACGACGAGUAUGACUCCAGCAGUGAUGACGAAAACAAGGGUAGCAAGUCUCCUAAAAAUUACGUCAAGCACGAGGUAGAUGGUGGAUGUUACCAAUACUAUAUCACCUCUGUGGAGGUGGUAGAAAUUGUGGAGUUGCUUAUUGGAACUGAAUUGGUUGACCCAGCCGAAAGAAGAAGAGAAAGAGGCAGAGUUAGAUCCAAUUUGGUUCCUUUCUGGUCCAAGAAGCCAAUUUCUUCAAGAAUGAGUGACAGCACUUCCACUUCUUCCUCCAACUCCAACACUCCUAACCAAUUCAAUGCCCACCCAACCAAUCAGGACUUCAGGGUCGAGUUGGCCAGAAGAAUCAUGGGGUACGAAAUCAGAAAGCCUCGUGGCUUUGACAAGGAAGUAAGAAUUUUGAGGUGGGAUAAAUUGGUUCCUGCCUUGAAGAGGGCAUUACAGAGUUACUACACUGAAAUCCCUAAUUAAUAGGCAUAGAAUCAGAUUUAUCUGCUAAUCACAUAAUUCACUCCUUGCAUCAAGUCCUCCCAGGCAUACUAUAGAUAUAGAGCGGCGAUAAAUUGACACACAUAAUU